Messenger RNA from Solenopsis invicta (red fire ant), 804 nucleotides. RefSeq lists its product as uncharacterized. The transcript has 3 exons. NCBI's taxonomy places the organism in Eukaryota, Metazoa, Arthropoda, Insecta, Hymenoptera, Formicidae. The record is from RefSeq and is a predicted model, not a curated record. Bases 25 to 729 code for a protein of 234 amino acids.
UUGCAGUGAAUUAUUGUUCUCAAUAUGCCUAAACAUAAGCAUAGGCAUCGUUAUUGUUCUGUGAGACGAUCAGGGAAACGAGAUUCAAGAAAUUCAUCGAGAGAUCCCGUCUAUCUGACAGAUCUCGACGCAUCCUUAAUAGAGGUUAACUCACGCGCCUCAUGCGGGGACUCCCCUGCCCCCUCAUCUCAACGUGAUGAGUUGACUUCGGCACUCAGGGAGAUCCUCUUUUUUAUGAAAGAGUACACCACUCCGAGGAUUCCUGAAAUAGACGCUUUGGGUCAUAUCCAGGACGUCGUACCAGAGGACAUCGUACCGGGAAACAUUGUUGCGAAGGACAUGGUAACAGGACACGUCAUGGCCGAGGACACUGAUCCUUCCCUGUUGGGAGAGCUACAAAUCUCUCAUACAGAGGUUAACGGGCAGGCAGAUAGGCAGACGGUUCUUCAGAACCGGGGCGGCGAACCAGUUUGCUUCGACCCAGAGGUAAUUAUUGCGAGCUCGCUAGAUAUAGAUAAAGAAAAUGACGCUUCUCUGAUAAACGAAUUGUUCGGAGAGCAUCCAGUUUCAAAUGAGUCUCCCUGGGACUCUACGGUUUUCAAAUUUACUAAAGGUGAAGUUCGCUCAAGUCUGAAAGAAGAGCUGCGUACAAAUCUGCUCUCAAAAUUCGAAAUUAAAGGAAGUUUAGCAGAUAUCGCACCCCCUAAGUUAAACAACGAAAUAAGGUAGGCGCUUGCCUCAACGUUUUCGGCUCAGGAAUUUCAAAUAUCUUGAAAGCCUAUCAAGGCCGACCUUUGCAGCCGA